Molecule: messenger RNA, 1074 nt
Organism: Myxozyma melibiosi
Lineage: Eukaryota; Fungi; Ascomycota; Lipomycetes; Lipomycetales; Lipomycetaceae
Product: ubiquinol-cytochrome C chaperone-domain-containing protein
Exons: 3
Coding region: 1-1074 (357 amino acids)
Biological process (GO): mitochondrial respiratory chain complex III assembly
Cellular component (GO): mitochondrion
Source: RefSeq, a predicted model, not a curated record
AUGGCGACGAGUCGGCGGAUGAGCACGGCCAUAUUACAACGAGGAACUCUGCAGUCUCGACAAUUGCAGCGCGGGGAUAUAAUACGACAAUACGCCUCGGCGGCAGCAGCAGCCUCGACUACCGCGGCAGCUGAAAACAAAAAGACGACGAGCAGCACGAGUGAUAGCAAAGCUUCUACUACUACUCCGUCGACUAAAACCGCCGGUGCAUCAGCGACAAAGUCCACGGACUCAAAAGCAUCUCAGACGCUUCCACCACCAAAGGUCAAAGUCGUCCUGAAAGACUACGACCCGUACGAGAGCCUUGACCCCGACUUUCAAGAUUCGAGCAAGUCUGUUGCCGACCUUGCGGGCGCGGCCUCGUGGAAGUCGGCGAUCGUGCUGAAGUUUAUGAAUUUGUUGAAGAUGGAUAUCGAGGAGAACCAGGCGGCGCCUGUCGCGGGUAGAAUCUAUGUCGAUGUCUGCAAGAUGCAGGCAUAUCAUCCGCCAGAAGCUACCGAGUUCUCUGAUUCUGCGGAAUUUUUCUACAAGGAUCUGGGACUCACGCCGUCUCUCGCCCAAUGGUUCCAAAUAACCUCUCUGCACAUGUGGAUCAUGCUCGUGCGCAUGCGCGCUCUGCCCGAGAAAUACGCGCCGGUAUACGAGCAAGCGCUCGUCGACGGAAUCUUCAUCGACAUUGAACGCAUGCUCGUGUCCGACUACAAGAUCAAGAGCGGUCGCAUUAUCAACAAUACCAUGAAAGAGCUCAAUCUGCUGCUGCGCGGAAGCGUGUUGGCGUACGACGAGGCGUUGAUGACGAACGAUGCUGUGUUUAGCGCUGCUAUCUGGAGAAACAUCUUCGGCGCGAAAAAGGAAAUCGACAUGAAACACGUCGCGACGCUCGUCAAGUACGCGCGCGCACAUCUGUACGUGCUCGAAAAGAUGUCUGACUUUGACUUUGCCGUCGGAAGAUUCACCUUCCUUCCCCCCUGGCUCGAUCAGAACCCGGACAACAUCCUGCAGUACCAGCCGCCGCCUCUGCCGUCUAAUAAGAUUUUCCCUGGCUACGAAUCCAAGUUCAGCAGAGAUAACUAG